UAGCCAUUUAUUUUUAUAUAAAGCCAUUUCGCUGAAUUUCGAAUGUUAUUUAUCGGAGCAACCCAGACUUUGACCUGCUCACGAGUCUCUUGUUUAUUUUCUGUAAGUGAAAUCAGUGUUGAAUUCUUAUUUGAAAUUUACUUAUGUUGGCUUUGUCAGUCAGUCGCUAGUAUACUCAAGUAACAAUAUAUACGAAACUUCAACAAUAUAGAUAAACUUACGCUAAGAAUGAUAACACGCAUGGUAUUCGAAAAAUCCACUUUAGGAGACAUACACAUGUGAGUUGGCGUAAAAUAUAUUCAGAUAUGACGUAAUACAAUCCCGCGGUCGGUGGGAGAUCUGAUGUCGUCAUAACUUCUAAACACUACGCACUUAAAAGGGACCUUUUCACAGUUUGGACAAUAUAAACAAAAAAAAAUUCACAUUCGCAAAGUUGCGUUGUUGUUAUGAUAUUUUUGAAGAAACAGUAAUACUGAACAUUUACCAUGCUCUAAAAUAUUUAUUUUUUGCAUCUUUUGACAAUUUAAACAUCUAAAUAUUCAAAAGCGUUGCAACGCGCUUACAUGAUAUCGAUUAUACACGUGUUUCAUUUUUUAUUACAGUUGUGGACGAUGGAUGCAUCGGAGGCAUCGAUGACGGCAAGUCAGUGGAUAGAGUGGGCGGUCGAGAAAGGCAUAAGAGCAAAUACACAGGGAGUGUAUAUCUGGAGCGAGCCAGAGGAUGACGGGAUUGAGAAGCCGGCCAUCAUGGAGGAGACGCCCGCCAUUUCACCGGCACCCACGUCUGUCGGGUAAAGGUUGUCAGGUUCGUCCAGGGCGUCCGACCUGUCCAGUUCGUCCGACCUGUCCAGGUCGUCGAGUUCGUCAAUGUCGUCCAGAGCGUCCACGUCGUCCAGCUCCCUGUCGAGGUCGUCCAGUUCGGACUCGGAGUACGUCCCGUUUGAGGCCUCCGACUCCGACGAGGAUGUCCCUCUGGUGGCUCCGACGGUCCCUGUGGUGGCUCGGGUGGUCCCUCUGGUGGCUUUGCCACCACCCAGGCCUGAGAGGCGCAUGAGAAAUAGGAUUACGGAGGCGGAGGAACUGGCCAUAAACAUGGUAUUCGCAGAGGACAUUGUCUCGACGUCCUUGUCAGGCAAGAGUAUAGGCAUCGAAGUCGUGAGACGAAAAUACAACCGGGCGACCAUGGGCCGUUUGGGCUUUGAGCAGGUUCGAGCAAAGAUCCGAAACCUGGCCAAGGCUCGUGCAGCUCGCCUGACGGCAGGCCCUAUGUAGAGCCCUAGACCGGCUGAUAUUUCUUAUAUGUUUUUUUAAUAUGCUUUUAUGUCUUUGUUAAAAUGAAUAUGUAUUAGUAUACAUUGUAAGUACUGGUUCAACCCAGGAAAAUACUUUAUUAUUUGUAAAUGUUUUUAUAUGCUUUUAUGUCUUUAUUUAAAUGAAUAUGUAUUAGUAUACAUUGUAAGUACUGGUUCAACCCAGGAAAAU
Molecule: messenger RNA, 1481 nt
Organism: Dreissena polymorpha
Lineage: Eukaryota; Metazoa; Mollusca; Bivalvia; Myida; Dreissenidae
Exons: 2
Coding region: 867-1271 (134 amino acids)
Source: RefSeq, a predicted model, not a curated record